Coregonus sp. 'balchen' is the source of this 24455-nucleotide messenger RNA. The record is from the annotation of a GenBank genome assembly. NCBI's taxonomy places the organism in Eukaryota, Metazoa, Chordata, Actinopteri, Salmoniformes, Salmonidae.
AUGCAUCUCGGACUUGAUGAGCCCAUGCGGGAAUGUCAGUAUAAUCAGAUCUGCACGCGCAACUCGUCGCCUAUGGAGACCUCGGGGCACAAAAAGAAGAGGACUCCCCGCAGGAAGUGGCAGAUCUUCCCUGGCCGAAAUAGAUUCUACUGUAAUGGAAGGGUCAUGAUGGCGAGACAGACCGGGGUCUUCUACCUAACCCUGGUCCUCAUCAUGGUCACCAGCGGCCUUUUCUUCGCAUUCGAGUAAGUGCAAAUUACACUACAGUAGCUCAUGCAAGAACUCAUCAUUCACAGGUGUGAGCAGUCGUUUUUAAAAGUGGCCAAACUUUUAGGAAAUUUAACCCCAAAACUAUCUUUUGGUAUUUGUUUCAUUAGUCCAUUGUUGAUAUAAUCUCAAAAUGUUUUUUAUGUGAGCAAUCAAGUUUUCAAGAUAUAUAACUUUAAAAAUACAAAAUUAAAGCAGGUAUCAUAAUGGCUGUAUUUCUCUAUUUUGAAAGUUAUAUAUCUUGAAAACUAAGGAAACAAAUACCAAAAGAAAAUGUUUGGUUGGAGUUUUCCUUUAACCCCCCCCCAUUCAUAUGUAGGGAAUAUGGUGUCAUUUGAUACACAGACCCCACUGAUUAUGAAUGCAGCGAAUUGUCUACCUUAUAUAGGGAGAGUUUGUGCCUACAAGCCAGAGAGAAUGUUGUCUAGACUGUUUUCCCCUGGUCGUUCCAUAUCAUUUCAGCAAGCCAUGACACCCACCAUCUUAGAUUGUUUGGAAAUACUUUUUGUAGUAAGGUUAGCAUUCCUGCAACAUUAUUUUGUUGAAAUAUAAUUUGAUAUGAGGUAUCAAGCUAAUUGAUUGCACCCAAAUUUGGCCAUUUUAAUUUAUAGGAUUCAUGUGAUAAAAUAAAAUAACAUUAGGGAGGCUAUAUACGGGGGGGUACCGGUGCAGAGUCAAUGUGCGGGGGCACCGGCUAGUUGAGGUAGUUGAGGUAAUAUGUACAUGUGGGUAGAGUUAAAGUGACUAUGCAUAAAUAAUUAACAGAGUAGCAGCAGCGUAAAAAGUGGGGGUGGGGGGGCAGUGCAAAUAGUCCGGGUAGCCAUGAUUAGCUGUUCAGGAGUCUUAUGGCUUGGGGGUAGAAGCUGUUGAGAAGCCUUUUGGACCUACACUUGGCGCUCCGGUACCGCUUGCCGUGUGGUAGCAGAGAGAACAGUCUAUGACUAGGGUGGCUGGAGUCUUUGACAAUUUUGAGGGCCUUCCUCUGACACCGCCUGGUAUAGAGGUCCUGGAUGGCAGGAAGCUUGGCCCCAGUGAUGUACUGGGCCGUACACACUACCCUCUGUAGUGCCUUGCGGUUGGAGGCCAAGCAGUUGCCAUACCAGGCAGUGAUGCAACCAGUCAGGAUGCUCUCAAUGGUGCAGCUGUAGAACAUUUUGAGGAUCUGAGGACCCAUGCUAAAUCUUUUCAGUCUCCUGAGGGGGAAUAGGCUUUGUCGUGCCCUCUUCACGACUGUCUUGGUGUGUUUGGACCAUGAUAGUUCGUUGGUGAUGUGGACACCAAGGAACUUGAAGCUCUCAACCUGUUCCACUACAGCCCCGUCGAUGAGAAUGGGGGCGUGCUCAGUCGUCUUCUUUUUCCUGUAGUCCACAAUCAUCUCCUUUGUCUUGAUCAUGUUGAGGGAGAGGUUGUUAUCCUGGCACCACACAGCCAGGUCUCUGACCUCCUCCCUAUAGGCUCUCUCAUCGUUGUCGGUGAUCAGGCCUACCACUGUUGUGUCGUCGGCAAACUUAAUGAUGGUGUUGGAGUCGUGCCUGGCCAUGCAGUCAUGGGUGAACAGGGAGUACAGGAGGGGACUGAGCACCCACCCCUGAGGGACCCCUGUGUUGAGGAUCAGCGUGGCAGAUGUGUUGUCACCUACCCUUUUCACCUGGGGGCGGCCUGUCAGGGAGUCCAGGAUCCAGUUGCAGAGGGAGGUGUUUAGUCCCAGGAUCCUUAGCUUAGUGUUGAGCUUUGAGGGCACUAUGGUGUUGAAUGCUGAGCUGUAGUCAAUGGAUAGCAUUCUCACGUAGGUGUUCCUCUUGUCCAGGUGGGAAAGGGCAGUGUGGAGUGCAAUAGAGAUUGCAUCAUCUGUGGAUCUGUUGGGGCUGUAAGCAAAUUGGAGUGGGUCUAGGGUUUCUGGGAUAAUGGUGUUGAUGUGAGCCAUGACCAGCCUUUCAAAGCACUUCAUUGCUACAGACGUCAGUGCUACGGGUCGGUAGUCAUUUAGACAACCGCUUGGUUUUCGAAGUGGCGUCCAGCCCAGCCAUUUUCCAGAGGACAAUGGACAAUCUGCUGCAGGGGAUCCCUCAUGUAGCAGUGUACCUGGACGACAUCCUGGUUACAGGGGAGACGGAGGAGCUCCUUCACCAUCUGGACCAGGUGUUAAAGAGAUUAUCUGAGGCAGGGAUGCGCCAGAAGCGUAGCAAGUGCACAUUCCAAGCACAGUGUGUGACAUACCUAGGUCACAAAAUCACAGCGCAGGGUCUGUGUCCUGUGGAGGACAAAGUCAGGGCAAUCAAGGAUGCUCCAAACCCCAAGAAUGUGUCCGAGCUCAGGUGGUUCCUGGGCAUGGUGAACUACUAUGGUAAGUUCCUCCCUGAGCUGUCAACAGUGUUGGCUCCACUUUAUCAGCUGCUCCACAAAGACUGUAAAUGGAAGUGGGGGCCAGCACAAGAGAAAGCUUUCAAGGAAGUGAAAGCACUACUACAAUCAGCACAACUUCUGGUUCAUUUUGACCAAGACAAAGAGAUCAUCCUGUCAUGUGACGCCUCGCCCUAUGGCGUCGGGGCAGUACUCUCUCAUCAGAUGGAGAACAGGUCAGAGAAACCCAUUGGAUUCGUAUCACAUACGCUGACGAGUGCUGAGAAGAGUUAUUCAUACACUGCUCAAAAAAAUAAAGGGAACACUUAAACAACACAAUGUAACUCCAAGUCAAUCACACUUCUGUGAAAUCAAACUGUCCACUUAGGAAGCAACACUGAUUGACAAUACAUUUCACAUGCUGUUGUGCAAAUGGAAUAGACAACAGGUGGAAAUUAUAGGCAAUUAGCAAGACACCCCCAAUAAAGGACUGAUUUGCAGGUGGUGACCACAGACCACUUCUCAGUUCCUAUGCUUCCUGGCUGAUGUUUUGGUCACAUUUGAAUGCUGGCGGUGCUUUCACUCUAGUGGUAGCAUGAGACGGAGUCUACAACCCACACAAGUGGCUCAGGUAGUGCAGCUCAUCCAGGAUGGCACAUCAUGCGAGCUAUGGCAAGAAGGUUUGCUGUGUCUGUCAGCGUAGUGUCCAGAGCAUGGAGGCGCUACCAGGAGACAGGCCAGUACAUCAGGAGACGUGGAGGAGGCCGUAGGAGGGCAACAACACAGCAGCAGGACUGCUACCUCCGCUUUUGUGGAAGGAGGAGCAGGAGGAGCACUGCCAGAGCCCUGCAAAAUGACCUCCAGCAGGCCACAAAUGUGCAUGUGUCUGCUCAAACGGUCAGAAACAGACUCCAUGAGGGUGGUAUGAGGGCCCGACGUCCACAGGUGGGGGUUGUGCUUACAGCCCAACACCGUGCAGGACGUUUGGCAUUUGCCAGAGAACACCAAGAUUGGCAAAUUCACCACUGGCGCCUUGUGCUCUUCACAGAUGAAAGCAGGUUCACACUGAGCACGUGACAGACGUGACAGUCUGGAGACGCCGUGGAGAACGUUCUGCUGCCUGCAACAUCCUCCAGCAUGACCGGUUUGGCGGUGGGUCAGUCAUGGUGUGGGGUGGCAUUUCUUUGGGGGGCCGCACAGCCCUCCAUGUGCUCGCCAGAGGUAGCCUGACUGCCAUUGGGUACCGAGAUGAGAUCCUCAGACCCCUUGAGAGACCAUAUGCUGGUGCGGUUGGCCCUUGGUUCCUCCUAAUGCAAGACAAUGCUAGACCUCAUGUGGCUGGAGUGUGUCAGCAGUUCCUGCAAGAGGAAGUCAUUGAUGCUAUGGACUGGCCCGCCCGUUCCCCAGACCUGAAUCCAAUUGAGCACAUCUGGGACAUCAUGUCUCGCUCCAUCCACCAACGCCACGUUGCACCACAAAUGUCCAGAAGUUGGCGGAUGCUUUAGUCCAGGUCUGGGAGGAGAUCCCUCAGGAGACCAUCCGCCACCUCAUCAGGAGCAUGCCCAGGCGUUGUAGGGAGGUCAUACAGGCACGUGGAGGCCUCACACUACUGAGCCUCAUUUUGACUUGUUUUAAGGACAUUACAUCAAAGUUGGAUCAGCCUGUAGUGUGGUUUUCCACUUUAAUUUUGAGGGUGACUCCAAAUCCAGACCUCCAUGGGUUGAUAAAUUUGAUUUCCAUUGAUCAUUUUUGUGUGAUUUUGUUGUCAGCACAUUCAACUAUGUAAAGAAAAAAGUAUUUAAUAAGAUUAUUUCAUUCAUUCAGAUCUAGGAUGUGUUAUUUUAGUGUUCCCUUAAUUUUUUUGAGCAGUGUAGUUAGACAAGGAAGGUCUGGCCAUAGUCUUUGCUGCGAAACGCUUCCAUCAGUACCUCUACGGUCGUCAUUUCACCAUAUGCACUGACCACAAACCAUUUUUACAUUUACAUUUUAGUCAUUUAGCAGACGCUCUUAUCCAGAACGACUUACAGUUAGUGAGUGCAUACAUUUAUAUGUAUAUAUUUUUUUUUUCAUACUGGCCCCCCGUGGGAAUCGAACCCACAACGCCAUGUUCUACCAACUGAGCUACAUCCCUGCUACAAACCACUGAUGAGCCUUUUCAGUGAAUCAAGAUGCAUUCCUCCCAUGGCUUCAGCAAGGAUACAGCGCUGGGCCCUCACACUGUCAGCUAACCAGUACACUAUAGUGUAUAGAGCGGGGAAGGACAAUGCAAACGCAGACGCGCUCAGCCGUCUCCCGCUACCAGAGAUGCCCGCCACAACUGUGGUGCCUCUCGAGACAAUUUUCCUAAUAGAGAGAUUAUCAAACUCACCUGUGAAUGCCAAACAGAUCAAACAGUGGACAGACCGGGAUCCUAUCCUGUCCCAAGUGAAAAUAUUCCUUAUGCAGGGUUGGCCUCCUGUCAUAGAGAAUGAUGGACUAAGACCUUAUGCAAAGUGCAAAACUGAGCUGAGUGUGCAGGAUGGCUGCAUACUCUGGGGGUCCAGAGUGGUUGUUCCACCCCCUGCCUCCCGGAUGAAAAGUUUAGCCAGAUCUUCCAUCUGGUGGCCUAACAUGGAUCAGGACGUAGGAAACAAAGUGAAAUCAUGUUCUGAGUGUCAGAGUAACCAGAAGAUGUGGGAGUGGCCUGACCGCCCAUGGUCCAGGCUGCACAUAGACUUUGCAGGCCCUUUCAUGGGACACAUGUUCCUUGUCAUGGUGGACGCGCACUCCAAGUGACUGGAGGCUCACAUCAUGAGCAACAUCACAGCGACCACAACCAUCGAAAAGCUUCGGCAGGUGUUUGCAACCCAUGGUCUGCCGGACUCUCUUGUGUCCGACAACGCCACAACCUUUUUACCUGUGACUUGUUUCAAGAAUGAAUGCGGAGAAACGGGAUUCGCCAUGUCCGCAGCGCUCCGUUUCACCCGGCCUCAAACGGCUUAGCGGAGCGGGCUGUGCAGACACUGAAAGAGGGGCUCAAAAGGAUGACUGGGGGAACCAUCACAACUAAGCUCUCUCGGUUCUUGUUCCAGUACUGCAUCACGCCACAAACAACAACAGGACAGGCUCCAGCUGAGAUGUUAAUGGGCAGAAAGCCAAAAGCUCACCUGGAUCUACUGCGUCCGGACAUCAAAGCACGAGUGGAACGGAAGCAGGAGAAACAAAAAGAGAGACAUGACCACCACGCGAGGGAGAGACAGUUAAAACCCAAUGACACUGUCUACAUACGCAACUUCACAAGCAGCCAACGCUGGUUGCCAGGUAUCAUUCUGAGUCAGAGUGGUCCCGUCUCCUUUGUGGUCAAACUGACUGAUGGUUGAGUCAUGCGCGGACACCAGGACCACAUCCGCCUGCGCUAUGACAAAGACAAGACCAUGUUUUCAGACGGAACAGCUGUGGGUGGUAGUAUACAAGUUGAAACCCCACAGGAAACAGUAUCUGAGGAACAGGGGCAUUCAGUGGUUCCAGCAGAGGGUGAUGAACAUUCUCUCACAAACACCCAACCCGCUCCUGUGCCCUCAGACCCAGCUCCACGGGGACACGCCUUACCUGUGUCUCGUGGCACACCAGGAGUACUGCGCAGAUCACAGCGUAGUCACAAGCCUCCUGAAAGACUUACUCUGUAGUUGAGACUGAGAGACUCGUGGUGUUAGUGUUUGUUUGGAGCAGCAGACCUAGUGGAAAAGAAAUAAGGACAGUCAUUUUUUUGUUUUGUUUACAUUUACAGUAACACCAGCAGAAGUGCUACAGUAUUGAAAAGAAAACACUGAUGUGGUUUACAUGUUAACCUUAUGUUUUCCUUACAGAGGGGAUUUAAAUUGAGGGGGGAGAAGUGUUACAGUGUGGACACUAUAUAAAUAAUUACAUUGAAUGUGUGUUGUACUUACCUGCAGUAUAGUAUGAUUGCUAUUCAUGUGUGCAUGGUUAUUAUUGGUAUUGACCGUGACCUUUCCCCUUUGAUGAUGUCAUCACCAAGAGUCAGAUCUGUACAAUGUGAUUCUACCACAGGUUGAGUGGGCUGUAUCGUUCUGCUGUUUUUGUACCAUUUGUACAUGGCUGUACACCUUUUAUUUAUUGGAUUGAAAGUAAAGGAAAGUAAUAUUGAAAUGCGUGUGGGCAUUCCUUGUCAAGUUACUACAACCAUAGUGCCCUCAAAGCUCAUCACUAAGCUAAGGACCCUGGGACUAAACACCUCCCUCUGCAACUGGAUCCUGGACUUCCUGACGGGCCGCCCCCAGGUGAAAAGGGUAGGUAACAACACAUCUGCCACGCUGAUCCUCAACACGGGGUUCCCUCAGGGGUGCGUGCUCAGUCGCCUCCUGUACUCCCUGUUCACCCAUGACUGCAUGGCCAGGCACAACUCCAACACCAUCAUUAAGUUUGCUGACGACACAACAGUGGUAGGCCUGAUCACCGACAACGAUGAGACAGCCUAUAGGGAGGAGGUCAGACACCUGGCCGUGUGGUGCCAGGAUAACAACCUCUCCCUCAACAUGAUCAAGACAAAGGAGAUGAUUGUGGACUACAGGAAAAAGAAGAGGACUGAACACGCCCCCAUUCUCAUCGACGGGACUGUAGUGGAGCAGGUUGAAAACUUCAAGUUCCUUGGUGUCCACAUCAUGGUCCAAACACACCAAGACAGAUGUGAACAAAGCCUAUACCCCCUCAGGAGACUGAAAAUAUUUGGCAUGGGUCCUCAGAUCCUCAAAAAGUUUUACAGCAGCACCAUCGAGAGCAUCCUGACUGGUUGCAUCACUGCCUGGUAUGGCAACUGCUCGGCCUAUGACCGCAAGGCAUUACAGAGGGUAGUGCGCACGGCCCAGUACAUCACUGGGGCAAAGCUCCCUGCCAUCCAGGACCUCUAUACCAGGCGGUGUCAGAGGAAGGCCCUAAAAAUUGUCAAAGACUCCAGCCAACCGAGUCAUAGACUGUUCUCUCUGCUACCACACUGUUGUGUGUUGUGUUGUGUCGUCGGCAAACUUAAUACCGAAACAAUAGCCAUUUCUUUGGAUUCCUCAUGUCUAAUUCAUUCUUAGAAAGAAAGUUUGGUCCAAAUCCGAUGUUAGGUACUAUAUUUAUUGAAUAUUAUAUGAAUCCUAUAAAUUAAAAUGGCCAAUUUGGGUUCAAUCAAUUAGCUUAAUUUCUCAGAUAUCAAAUUAUAUUUCAACAAAAUAAUGUUGCAGGAAUGCUAAUUGUAUCUGUUUCUAACAACAAACAAUUUUAGAACAAUCUGAGAUGGUGGGUGUCGAAAUCCUAUUUUUUGUGCUUUUUGAGGUGGAACAACCCUCCCUUUCAAAUGGUCACAGAGCUUCGGUUUCGCCAAGCAGAUGGAAUUUACUCCACUCAGUCAACCUUUGGUGAGCAGAGCUCCUAACAUUGCAGAAACGUAAUGGUUCUCAAUCCUCAUUGGUCAGGAAAGAUUAUGUAAUAGAAUUUGUUUGCUCCAUAUUUGUGUUAGUAAUGACUAAUGAGUUACUUGUUUUUAGGGGUCAGGUGAAUGCAUUCCUUGGGUUGAUGUAUUUCAUUUGGGUUUUCCAGGGCUCUGACAUGCAUAGAUGUUGAGAAAUAUGAACACAAGGAGUUAUUGUGAUGUUUGUGCAAUCCGCAGGGUCGGGGAUACAGGACAAACCAUCCCUUUCAACUUAGUCAGCAGGCCUCAUAGUCGUCCUCUGGGAUCCUGUCUCACACGUUGAAGGUCUAUGAAAUGUUUUUGUAGCCCUCUAAGCUUCUGCAGGUUUUCAAAGGGUCAUGUUUAAAGGUUUGUAUAAUAGCAAUCAAGAUGGGUUCAAAUUCAGAAACUUUUUGGAUUUGCUUAGUGUAUCAGCCUGAAAACAUUUCCAUUUUAGUCAUUAAGCAGACAAGCCUGUAAUUCAAUGGCCUAGGCUAUUCAUUGAGUGAUGAAAUGCCACAUAUGUAAGGCACAACAGUAAGUCAGAUACACAGAUGUCUUCAAUUAGACAUUUGAAUGACAGCUCGUAUAGGCCCACUAUUAUGACAUGCAAAUUCAUUCAUUUGAGAGUGACACCGAUCCUAAUAUGCAAAGAGAAGACUGGGAGAUGAGUGACAGAUAUUUUCCGGUCGGUCUACCCAUCCCCCCAUCUUUCCUUCUCUGUUGCCUUUCAUUCCUCCCACGUUCCAUACCACACCUUCCAAAACAUGGCACCCCAGUGUUCCCGUUUCCGUGGUAACAGUUUUUCCUCUUAAGCUCUUUGUGUCCUGUCGAACCAACAGCCUGCAUCUCCAAGGCAACUGGAGGAGAGUCACCGAUUGUUCCAGUUUGAUUUGGCUUGCAUCCCAAAUGGCAUCCUGUUAAUCGGCAUCGGUUGCCAUUUGGGACUCAGACUUGGUCUCUGUUGUGUUUGACUAAAGAUAAGACUAAAGUAAUUGCACUCCUCUAGCCAGAAUGUAGAGUGUCUCUAAACUACAGGCAAAACAUUCAUCCAUUUAUAGUCCAACAUGCUCUGGGAUUUUCCUGGGAAACAUUGCACAAAUGGUCCAAUGAAUGAAGCAUAACAAGGAUGAAUUGUGUCGUGAUUCAACCUUGGAAUGGAUCAACUUCUGGUUACUCAUUGCAUUGUAUAAAGCCUCAGCAAAGGAGAUGAGACACUCAUGCCUGAAUGUUUUCACUUCUCCUAUAUUUACAUUUUAGUCAUCUAGCAGACGCUCUUAUCCAGAGUGACUUAACCCUAAUUGCUCCUGUAAGUGCCUUGUUCAGGGCACAUAGACAGAUUUUUCACCUAGUUGGCUCGGGAUUCAAACCAGCGACAUUUCAGUAACUGGGCCAACCCUCUUAACCGCUAGGCUACCUUUCAAACUUUCAUUCAAACUAUUUUUUCAGUACAGUAUCCAAGACUGUCCAAAUUCCAUAGUCUUUACCAAUGGCAAUGUCCUUGUAUUUCCAAAGGCAGUGGGAUAGUGAAGUGCAGGUAGAAUGAAAAAUUCACUCUACCAUGUCCCUACCCAACCGUUCCCUCCACUGUGUGCCAGAUCUCCAAGCCAGCCCUCUGACAAUUAUCCAUGUUUUCUUUACAAUGCCAACAACAACAUUGGGCGAUUACCUCCCCCAGUCCUCCUUAGACACAAUGGGAGACAUUUUUAAAGAGGACUACUUGGAAACUUGCUGCAGCUAUUUCCAAUCCCAGCAUGACGAACUGAUAAGAUCUGAGUUUCAGUCUAAUUCAAUUCCAGCGUAGCCACCUCACAGAGCCAAAGUGGCAGCUAUACAGAUCUCAGAUCAGUUAACACUGACUAUGCUAAGUGGAUAAAAGCAGUGUAUUUCACCUCAUGGCUAGUACCAUUUCAUAUUUAAAAUAGUUUGAGGGCUCCCUCAUCUCUGCCUAGACUAUAACCUGAAACCAAUUAUUCAAACCAAUGACUCAAACCUGCGCUCAACAUGCCUCCCUCAUGAAAUCAUGGGGAUCUCGAUGUCCAAUAUUGGAACAACCCAUAGAGGACUUUAGGGAACCUACAUGGGGUUGAGAUUUUACUAUUUUAAGAGAUUUUGAUUGGAUAUUAUGCCCACUAAAAUAUUAACGGAUUACAUGGACAUGAUGCUUCCCAAUCCUUUUUUUAAUUGACCCCCUGUAUAAUAGAUAAUACUAGGUAGGAACAUUCAAAAUGUUUCCAAACAUUAUUAUGUUAUAGGGAAAGUCCCAAAUGGCACCCUACUCCCUACAUAGUGCACUACUUUUGACAAGAGUCCAAUGGGGCUCUGGUCAAAAGUAGUGCACUAUGUACGGAAUAGUGUGCCAGUUCAGAUACAACCAUGAUUUGCAAAUGAUUGAAAUCCUCUGAGAGGAGCCAUAGUGGAGUAAUUUAGGAAUUUCCCCACCAAGCCACGAAUAACAGCAUCUGGGGCUGCUGUCCUUACUAACCCAUAGGACCAGUCGCUAUGUCCUCUCACUCAAGUUCAAGUUUUAUUGUUUUAUGCACAAGUACCGUGAAAUGCUUAACUUGCAAGCUCUACAGUGGUUGUGUCCCAAAUGGCAUCCUAUUCCCUAUAUAGUGCACUACUUUUGACCAGAGCCUUAUGGGUCCAUUUGUAUGGAAAAAUGCACAUAACUCCAUACCAUUGCCAUAUGCACAUAUGUAUGUGCUGCUAUAGACCCAGGCUAUGAGAAGAAAAGAAUGGAGCCUCUGUUCAUUUCUAGAAAUAAUGUGAAAAUAAACAUGAAGGUAUACCUUUCAUUUCAUGUUUUUGUUACGGAUGCCAGUCGAGGAAAAUGCUUGGAAAUAGUUUUUCUUCUCAGGCUGAGGCCAGUAGAUUUCAGUCAGUGGAUGCGUCCCAAAUGGCACCCUAUUUCCUAUAUAGUGCACUACUUUUGACCAGAGCCCUAUGGGGUGUGUUGAAUUGUGCCACAGAAAAGCUUUCCAGGAAGGCCGUUCCUCCUUGGCCCCGGCCCCCAGUCUUGUCACCUAAUGACGUUAGGUACAGAGGACAGACAGUACAGUAGUGCUAUAAUGUGAUUACACUAACCAACAUCUGUUCAUGAACAAAACACUAGGCAUGGUUUAAGUGAGUUAAUCAAAUAAAUAAGUGUGUGUAUGUGUGCACAUGCCUGUUUAUCUUAACAGUUUUAUUAGUUGUAAACUUUCCACCCACCCAGAUACAGAGAGACCACACUAAGACCAGCUAAUAAAUACAGCUACAUACUUUUCCAUUCCUAAAUGGUUUUGUUCUUCCGCUCUUCCAGCUGCCCGUUCCUGGCAUCCAACCUGACCCCGGCCAUCCCGGUGAUCGGAGGGGUGCUGUUCGUCUUUGUUCUGGGGAUGCUGUUCAGGGCCAGCUUCAGUGACCCGGGGGUCCUGCCCCGCGCCACGCCCGACGAGGCUGCCGACCUGGAGAGACAGAUAGGUAACUAUGGAGACCACCUGGUUUCCAAACAGUCAAAAGUAGUGCUCUAUGUAGGGAAUGGGGUGCAUUUUGGGACUUUGCAGAGGCAGAACUCUGCACUCUGAAACUCUGAGAUGGUCUGAACUCUCUUCUCCAUGUUUGUGUUCUGCUGAUGAGGCAGAUAGAUUUAUCAACGUGAACUUCACCCAACCUCUAUCAAACGGCAUGGAUCGAGCCAAUCACAUGCCACCCUCUAAACGCCUCUCAGUGUGUGUGUGUGUAUCAGUGAGAUGAUCAGGUAUUCAGUGUUUAUGUUUGGAGAUGACAUCAGCUUUGAGAGGCACUUUGCCCUGAGCACAAUGGCAUGUUGUCGAAACAGCCUGAUUUCAUUUUAGAGUUCAAUUUAGAAAAGAUCUCAGCCGUGUCGCAAAUGUUACCAUAUUCCCUAUUUAGUGCAAUACUUUCGACCAGGACUCAUAGGGCUCUGGUCAAACGUAGUUCAAUAUAUAGGGAAUAGGGAUCCAACCCUCCAUUUGGGAUCCAACCCUCCUUUAUCACUGGCGCAAGCCACUGGUUCCCUUUUGUUAUGAGACGUCCAAUCCAAUGUGAACCAAGAAGAAUCAGUCAGGGAUGUUCAAUGAGAGAAAUAUGUGCUAUACAGACAGAACAAUCAAUGUAUUUUUGGAACUGUGUUUUUCCCUGUGAAUACAGCAUUCCGGAACAGACCUGUCAAUCACAAAAUAGUCAUUACUGAGAGAAUGACCAAAUGUGGGCAUUGCUUGCUCUGUGCAUCUAACUCCAGCUUUCUUAUAGCAGGAUAGAAAACAUCUCAUGGAUGCGUCCCAAAUGGAACCCUAUUCCUCAUGUAAUGCACUACUUUUGACCAUUUCCCAUAGGACUCUGGUCAAAAGUAGUAAACUAUAUAGGAAAUGGGGUGCCAUUUGGGACAUAACCUAUGUCUCACCACCUUAACGCUGUUGUAUACAGUUCAUGAGGAAGGGUGGAAAGUUUAUAUUUACUCAGUUUGGUUGUUUAGUGUCUGUGGUCAGUCACUAUGUGAUACACAUCUAGAAAUAACAUCUGCACAUCCUUUAUUAAAGGAUCUGGAGGUUCUGGACUGUACAGUCAACUCUACAAACAGUGAAAUUGGUGCUAAUUGUCGUCAAAAUCAUGCCUGCAAACAAUACCUAUUAACAAGAAUUACAUUUGGUUUAUUAAACAUUGAUGAAAAUGGAUAUUACAGGCCUGCACUGAAAAAGUAGUGAACUUUUGAAGAGGUUGCCCUAUUGUCUGUUUCACAACCUAGCCCUUGCAAACUAAACGCCUUCAAACUACUUUAUUUUCCCCUCUUUGUCUUUCUCUCUCCCACGCUUCUUCAGUCUCGCUCCCAAAUGCUAGCUUUGGAGCAGCUCGAUAUGUUUUCAAUUCUAAGCUGCUUUCUUUGCUGCUUCCCACAACUUGCAGUCCCACAAUGCAUUCUGUCUGAUGUCUGCCGUGCUUCUCUCUCUCCUCUCCUUUAUACACACUACCAGUCAAAAGUUUGGACACACCUACUCAUUCAUUGUUUUUUCUUUAUUUUUACUAUUUUCUACAUUGUAGAAUAAUAGUGAAGACAUCAAAACUAUGAAAUAACACAUAUGGAAUCGUGUAGUAACCAAAAAAGUGUUAAACAAAUCAAAAUAUAUUUUAUAUUCUUCAAAGUAGCCACCCUUUGCCUUGAUGUCAGCUUUGCACACUCUUGGCUUCCUCUCAACCAGCUUCACCUGGAAUGAUUUUCCAACAGUCAUGAAGGACUUCCCACAUAUGUUGAGCACUUGUUGGCUGCUUUUCCUUCUCUCUGUGGUCCAACUCAUCCCAAACCAUCUCAAUUGGGUUGAGGUCAGUUGAUUGUGGAGGCCAGGUCAUCUGAUGCAGCGCUCCAUCACUCCCCUUCUUGGUCAAAUAGCCCUUACACAGCCUGGAGGUGUGUUGGGUCAUUGUCCUGUUGAAAAACAAAUGAUAGUCCCACUAAGCGCAAACCAGAUGGGAUGGCGUAUCGCUGCAGAUUGCUGUGGUAUUCAUGCUGGUUAAUUAUGCCUUGAAUUCUAAAUAAAUCACAGACAGUGUCACCAGCAAAGCACCAUCACACCUCCUCCUCCAUGCUUCACAGUGGGAACUCUGGGUCUUCCUUUCUUGUGGCGGUCCUCAUGAGAGCUAGUUUCAUCAUAGCGCUUGAUAGUUUUUUCGACUGCACUUGAAGAAACCUUCAAUGUUCUUGACAUUUUCCUGAUUGACUGACCUUCAUGUCUUAAAGUAAUGAUGGACUGUCAUUUCUCUUUGCAUAUUAGAGCUGUUCUUGCCAUAAUAUGGACUUGGUCUUUUACCAAAUAGGGCUAUCUUCUGUAUACCACACCUACCUUGUCACAACACAACUGAUUGGCUCAAACGCAUUAAGAAGGAAAGAAAUUCCACAAAUUCACUUUUAACAAGGCACACCUGUUAAUUUAAAUGCAUUCCAGGUUACUACCUCAUGAAGCUGGUUGAGAGAAUGCCAAGAGUGUGCAAAGCUGUCAUCAAGGCAAAGGGUGGCUACUUUGAAGAAUCUCAAUUUGUUUAACACUUUUUUGGUUACUACAUGAUUCCAUAUGUGUUAUUUCAUAGUUUUGAUGUCUUCACUAUUAUUCUGCAAUGUAGAAAAUAGUAAAAAUAAAGAAAAACCCUUGAAUGAGUAGGUGUGUCCAAACUUUUGUCUGGUACUGUACAUCUCCUCAUUCCUGCACUGUCAGCGUCGUGUUUAAUGCAUUCACAAUCCUCUGUGUAUAAGAAUGGCAUGUGAAGUGAUAGCAAGUGAUCUCCUUUCCUUUCCGCAAAAAACAUAAUGUAUGCUCCGUUCCAACGCUACUGUCACCGCCACUGUCAAUGUCUUGUUUUUCAUAUGCACAAAGUCAUGGCUAAAUAUUGAGGCUAAAUCUCAGUCCCACAGAUGUUCACCACAUUGAUAUUCCGUCGUCGCCUGAUACUUUGAUCCAAGGUCACUUUAUCACAGCCCUUUUUAAAGCCUGAUAGUUAAAGCUGCAAUAUGUCACUUUUUGGGCGACCUGACCAAAUUCACAUAGUAAUAAUAAUAUUUGUUAUAGAUCUGUCAUUCUCAUUGAAAGCAAGUCUAAGAAGUGGUAGAUCUAUUCUAUGUGUGCUAUUUCUAUGCUUUCAGUUCUUAAGUUUAGUUUUUGCGUCUUUUACUUUCAGUUUUGUACACCAGCUUCAAACAGCUGAAAAUACAAUAUUUUUGGUUAUGUAAAAGAUGUUUCACAGCGGUUUAGAUGGUACAAUGAUUUUCUACACUAUACUUGCUUGUUUUGUCACAUAAACUGAAAUUAGGUGAACUAUUAGAAUUUUAGCAACCAGGAAAUGGCGGAGCGAUCUUUAAUGUUUAUACAAUCAAUUUAUAUUAAACAAUAAACCAGUGGUACAGUGCGAUUUUAAAUGUUAAAAAGGAAUGACGGUGUAUGAAAACAAUGGUCUAAGGCAGUGAUGCAGAGUGAGUGAUAUGCAGGGCUGCAGGGCGUCACUUUGGCCCCCACCCGCCAGGGACCUCGGCCCCGUCAGACCCCACUGAGAGAAAUAAAUAACUUUGUCUGGGUCAGUGAGGUGUGGCCCCCCAUCUCCAAGCUGGAAGAGCAUGCAGUGUGUGUCUGUGUGCGUUUGCACCUUUCGAGUCUCUCUGUGUGUGUGUGUGUGUGUGUGUGUGUGUGUGUGUGAGCCUCUAAAGUCUGUGUGUGUGUGUGUGAUGAAUGCUAGGUCCUGCAGAGCAGAUUAAUAAUGUAAUGUCAAGUAAACACUGUGCCACCGUGCCCCAGGGGUCUGCCGCUGUAAAUUGCAUCAGCGAGGAAACCAGUAAAAUGUGCUGACUGUGAAAGCCUAUACUGUUGAUGUGAUGGCUUGACUUGUUUUGUUUAUUACGGGGAACAGGGAAAUAAAAACUGAGCCAGAGCCACCUUGGAUACAGGAGUUCGUAUCUGUUCCUUUCCAGACUGGCUGUGCUUUAGAAAUAACAUACAGCUCUGAGACUGCACUGGAUAUCCAACAUAGGAAAACAAAGGAAAAUGCUUCCCUUGUGAACUAAAUCUGACUUGGUCUUGUGUGGUCCUCUUCAGACGCCGCUAACGGCCCCAGUGGUCCAGGGUACAGGCCGCCCCCGAGGAUCAGAGAGGUGGUCAUCAACGGGCAGACGGUCAAGCUUAAGUACUGCUUCACUUGCAAGAUCUUCAGGCCCCCACGGGCCUCGCACUGCAGCCUGUGUGACAACUGUGUGGGUGAGUGGAGUAAACCUGGACCUCACUCAGACUCUCCGGCAUCUGGGGGAACAUAAUAGAAGAAACUGACUAACUCGAUGGCUGUUCCAUAUGACCUUUAAACCACCUACUCUCUCCCACUCGUCCUCUCUCUCUUUCCACUUCGUAUUUCCCUUCUAUCCGCUACCAUCUUCCCUCUCUCUUCCCCUUUAUUUCUCUCUUCCACUCUUUCCCCUUCUCUACACUUCCCUCUCUUCUACCCUAUUUCCUCUCUCUCUCCCUCUCCCCUCUUUCUCUAUCUCUUUCUUACACUCUCUCUCUCCUCUUUCUCUCACUCUCUCCCGUCUCUCUCUCCCUCUCUCCUCUUUCUCUCUCCUCUCUCUUUCUCUCACGCUCUCUCACCCCCUCGCUCUCUCUCUCUCUGCAGAGCGUUUUGACCACCACUGUCCCUGGGUGGGGAACUGUGUUGGGAAGAGGAACUACCGUUUCUUCUACCUCUUCAUCCUCUCCCUCUCCUUCCUCACAGUCUUCAUCUUCGCCUUCGUUAUCACACACGUCAUCCUGAGUGAGUAACUCCGACCAGAGACACACACACACAGUGUUGAUGCCCUGAGAUAAACACAAAACUAUGUUUUUCCCCAAACAAAGUCUCCUAUACACGUCAGGUACCCUGAACAUACUGCUUGUUAUCUAGAUAAUAUCAACAAGGACAAGAUAAGUGAAUGCAUAACCCUGGUAUUUCUGUAAUAGGUAUCAAUCUUUUUUGCCCUAGCCUUCUUUACUUAAUUUUCCUAUCCCGAUACACUGCAGCACAGGUUUCCCACAUAGUUUUCAGAGAGACGGAGUGUUGGGACACUUUACUGUACACCACAGAUCAGUCAGCCACAGUAGGGGCCGUAUGUAUCAAGCCUCUCAGAGGAGAAGUGCUGAUCUACCACCUGUCCAUGUAAUCUUAUUCAUUGUGAUCUAAAAGCCUAAACUGAUCCUAAAUCAGCACUUCUACUCUGAGAUACACUGAGCUUGAUACAUACGGCCCCAGGGGUGUGCAUUACUGCAACCCCAGUCUGGGGACCACAACUCACUGUGCAGGGAGAGAGUCAACGAACGCAUGGCCUUAAUUACAUACCUGUUUGUUUCUAAGUCAUUUCCCACAAUGGUUUUUCUGGGUGAUUAUGGCUUCUCUACAGGCAAUAAUGAAUGGAUUUAGGUUUCAUUUGCAUCAGUGAUCAGCAGUAGGCCCAUUGAUUACUGUAACUAACAGCGUCAGUCUUAGGGGUUGUGGGUAUUGAUAGUGGUUAGUGUAUCCUGUGUGUAGCCUAGAGAUGGGAUGAGGGAGCUUCUUCUGAAUCAUUAACUGUCAGUCAUUGUCAUGUCCAAAAUGGUACCCUAUUGGCUCUGGUCAAAAGUAGUGCACUAUAUAGGGAAUAGGGUGCCAUUUGGGACUCGCACAUUCCCUGCUGCGCCACAGUAGAGACGUUUUGAUCAAGACUAGAGUUCCUGGUUGAUGACUUUAACUGAUUCAGCCUAUUGACCCUUCACAUUAAGCACUGACUUAAAUCUAUUUUUCUCAUCAUUGCCUUUGUGUAGGGAGGUUUUCAAUGGGUUACUGCUGUAUUAGCGGAGCACAGGGCUAGAGAUCUUUGCUGCUCCUCUCUGUUCUCCCAGGUCCACUCAGUCAGUGAGACUAGCAUCAGUUACUCUCCCAGGUGCAGUCAGUCAGUGUGACUAGCAUCAGUUACUCUCCCAGUGCAGUCAGUAGUGGAAUCAGUACUCUCCCAGGUGCAGUCAGUCAGUGUGACUAGCAUCAGUUACUCUCCCAGCUGCAGUCAGUCAGUGAGACUAGCAUCAGUUACUCUCCCAUGCGUCAGUCAGUGGAUGCAUAGUAUCUCAGUGCAUCAUCAGUGGAUCUCUCAUUAUCUCCCAGCUGCAGUCAGUCAGUGAGACUAGCAUCAGUUACUCUCCCAGCUGCAGUCAGUCAGUGUGACUAGCAUCAGUUACUCUCCCAGCUGCAGUCAGUCAGUGAGACUAGCAUCAGUUACUCUCCCAGCUGCAGUCAGUCAGUGUGACUAGCAUCAGUUACUCUCCCAGCUGCAGUCAGUCAGUGUGACUAGCAUCAGUUACUCUCCCAGCUGCAGUCAGUCAGUGAGACUAGCAUCAGUUACUCUCCCAGUGCAGUCAGUCAUGUGACUAGCAUCAGUUACUCUCCAGCUGCAGUCAGUCAGUGUGACUAGCAUCAGUUACUCUCCCAGGUGAGUCAGUCAGUGUGACUAGCAUCAGUUACUCUCCCAGGUGCAGUCAGUCAGUGAGACUAGCAUCAGUUACUCUCCCAGGUGCAGUCAGUCAGUGUGACUAGCAUCAGUUACUCUCCCAGGUGCAGUCAGUCAGUGUGACUAGCAUCAGUUACUCUCCCAGGUGCAGUCAGUCAGUGAGACUAGCAUCAGUUACUCUCCCAGCUGCAGUCAGUCAGUGUGACUAGCAUCAGUUACUCUCCAGUGCAGUCAGUCAGUGUGACUAGCAUCAGUUACUCUCCCAGCUGCAGUCAGUCAGUGAGACUAGCAUCAGUUACUCUCCCAGCUGCAGUCAGUCAGUGUGACUAGCAUCAGUUACUCUCCCAGCUGCAGUCAGUCAGUGAGACUAGCAUCAGUUACUACUCUCUCAGCUCUCGUCUCAGUGGACUUGACUACACAGUCUCUCUGCCUCUGCUGCAUCUCUGUGCUGCUCAGUUCUUUCUCCGCUCUCUCGUUGUCUACUGCAUCAUUUUGUAGUCUGCUGUUACUGACUGCUCUCAUCUGUGCUCAUAGACUUUGGAUUCUCAACUCUCUCUCUUCUCUCUUCUCUCUGUCCUUCUCUCUGCUCUCUCUGCUCUCUCUGCUCUCUCUGUUUCUCUCUGCUCCUCCUGCUCUCUCUCUGCUUCUCUGCUCUCUCUGCUCGCCUCUGUUCUCUCUGCUCUCUCUGCUCUCUCUGUUCUCUCUGCUCUCUCUGCUCUCUCUGCUCUCUCUGUUCUCUCUGCUCUCUCUGCUCUCUCUGUUCUCUCUGCUCUCUCUGCUCUCUCUGUUCUCUCUGCUCUCUCUGCUCUCUCUGCUCUCUGCUCUCUGUUCUCUCUGUUCUCUCUGCUCUCUCUGUCUCCUGCUCUCUCUGCUCUCUCUGCUCUCUCUGCUCUCUCUGUUCUCUCUGCUCUCUCUGUUCUCUCUGUUCUCUCUGCUCUCUCUGUUCUCUCUGCUCUCUCUGCUCUCUCUGCUCUCUCUGCUCUCUCUGUUCUCUCUGCUCUCUCUGUUCUCUCUGUUCUCUCUGUUCUCUCUGUUCUCUCUGUUCUCUCUGCUCUCUCUGCUCUCUCUGCUCUCUCGGCUCUCCGCAGGAUCCAACCGGACAGGCUUCCUCAGCGCACUCAAAGACAGCCCUGCCAGAUAUCCUUUCACUGGGGCAGAGUGUGUCUGUGUGUCUGUCUGCCUGUGUGUGAUAAGUGUCCUCAUCUCUCUGAAUGGCAGAUGACACUGUCCUCAUCUCUCUGAAUGGCAGAUGCCACUGUCCUCAUCUCUCUGAAUGACAGAUGACACUGUCCUCAUCUCCCUCUUUCCAACUGUGGUUUUUGACAAAGCGGCCUAGCGGUUAAGAGCGUUGGGCCAGUAACCGAAAGGUCGCUGGGUCAAAUCCCCGAGCCGACUAGGUGAACAUUUUGUUUAUGUGCCCUUUAGCAAGGCAUUUAACCCUAAUUGCUCCUGUAAGUCAUUCUGGAGAAGAGUGUCUGCUAAAUGACUCAAAUGUUAAAGACACUUUCAUCUCUGUCACACGAAACCGCCACAUGUGCGAUUUUGACAACUACGUCUUCCCGCUAAUUGCAUUAUGGAACGAAGAUUUGCCCGUAGCUUACUGCCUUGUGCACAUUGCACUGUAUGUAUCCACUUUGCCUGGAGUCAUUCAGGACAUUCUGGAGGACACAGCAGUUAUUUAAUGGAGCCGUACCACAUGUAGAGUGCAUUGCCUAGUAAAUCAGUGGCCCAACACCAUCUUCUGGUAGUCAAUACCACUAUGUCCCACUCUGUGCGUUUCUAAGGUCAAAUGCAAGAACUCUCCACCUCUCAGCCACCGUGACGAUGUGCUAGUUGUUGUAGUGAUGGUGGUCUCUUUUCCUUGACUGAAUUACUGUGCUAGAGGUGGUGGUGUGUUUCUUCUCAGUAUGGUCCAUCUUGGGCCUGUCGGGUUUCCAUACCUACCUCAUUAGCUCCAAUCAGACCACCAACGAGGACGUGAGUACACAUACACCACAUCUCAUCAUCCAGCCCCCCUGGAGCUCAGUUGGUAGAGCAUGGCGCUUGCAACGCCAGGGUUGUGGGUUCGUUUCCCACGGGGGGCCAGUAUGAAAAUGUAUGCACUCACUAACUGUAAGUCGCUCUGGAUAAGAGCGUCUGCUAAAAUGAUUUUAAAAAAUUAAAAAAUUGUCUGACUUUGACUGCUGAUAUAAAUUCUGUCUCAUUAAGGCUAAUUUCACGCUUGGUCCUCCAUGUAAUAACUCGCUGGCUUGAUUAUUUUUUUUCACUUGCGCUGCUGAGGUUCUGGUAGAUUGAACACUCCAGCAUCCUCCCUCAUCCUUCUUAACUGUCUCUCUGGUGUGAUUUGUUGAGUUCCACUGUUCUCCAGAAGUUGCUGAAUUUCCUCUUGACUUCAGUUUGCUCCUCAAUUGAUGCACCUUGGUUGGAGAGCGAAGUAGCGGCAGUGAUCCCUUCCCUUUGCACUGAUUGGUCAUGUUCCCCCUCCAGAUUAAAGGCUCAUGGUCGACCAAACGGGCGAAGGACAACUACAACCCCUACAGCUACGGGAACAUCCUGACCAACUGCUGUGCUGCCCUCUGUGGUCCUCUUCCACCCAGGUGAGUCUCUGUGGCCAAACUAACCCUAACCCUAACAGCAAGGCUGGUCGUGUUCAGUAGGGAGAAAAUGAUUUGAAACAGGGAGGUACUUCCUGAAACUUGUCCAAUGAGAACACAGACUUUUGUAUGCAGUCACGGCGAUAGCUCAACUGUAGAUCGAAAGGAUUUUAGAUUCAGCUCUCCCUCCUCCCCAUCCUCCUCCCUUAUCUCAUCACUCUUCCAGCCUCCCCUCCUCUACUCUCUCUACUUCCCCUCUCCCUCCCUCCCUCCCUCUCUCCCGAUCCGAGGACCCUCCCCGCCCUCCUCCCUCCGCCCGCCUCACGCCCGCUCCUCCCCCCUCCAGCUCGCCCGGUCUCGCCCCAUCCUCCUCCUCCUCCUCCCCUCCUCCCUCCUCCUCCCUCCUCCUCCCCUCCAUCUCUCUCCCUCCUCCCUCCUCCUCCUCCCCAUCUCUCUCCUCCCUCCAUCUUCCUCCUCCUCCCCCCCCAUCAUGCCCUCUAUCUCUCUCCUCCCCUCCAUCUUUCCCUCCUCCUCUUCUCUCCCCUUCCUCCUCCCCUCCACCAGACAUGCCACCAGGGGUCUUUUCACAGUCCCCAAAUACAGAACAAAUUCCAGAAAGCGUACAGUAUUAUAUAGAGCCAUUUUUGCAUGGACUCCCUUCCAUCUCAUAUUGCUCAAAUGAACAGCAAACCUGGUUUCAAAAAACAGAUAAAGCAACAUCUCACGGCACAACGCCUCUCCCCUAUUUGUAUGUAUUGAUAUGUAGGCUAUGUGUGCAAUUUUUUAAUUGAUGUAGUUCUGUCCUUGAGAUGUUCUUGUCUAUUAAUGUUCUGUAUUAUGUCAUGUUAUGUGUGAACCCCAGGAAGAGUAGCUGCUGCUUUUGCAACAGCUAAUGCGGAUCCUAAUAAAAUAAAAUACAAAAUAAUUAAGAAUAUCCAUCUCUCUCCCUCCUCCUCCCCUCCUCUUCUCUGCCUCCUCCUCCCCUCCAUCUCUCUCCCUUACUGCAUUAGUCAGCACCCACAGAAUGAGCUCUGCUUAUGUGAAUCAAACUGCCAGCCACUUUGUUAAAUGAGCAACGCUUUCAAUCAAGAUAUCCAUCAGCGCACGCAGGCAGGAAUAAUCACUGUACACUGUUUCUGGAACUAGCCUUGUCUUACACAUUAUUAGGAUGAGCUCAGUACAUUGUCUACGCCCCAAAUGGCCACCUGUUCCCUAUGUAGUGCACUACUUUUGACCAGGGCUAAUAUGGCUCUGGUCAAAAGUAGUGCACUAUAUAGGGAAUAGGGUGCCAUUUGGGGCACAACCAUCGUAAACGUCCCCACAGCAUAUGGUUGGUUAUUGCAUUUAACGCAAAUGGUCUGGCUGUAGAAGAUAAUGUCUUUCACCCAGUCAUUUGCUCUCUCCCCAGUGACACCACAGUACCAAAACUAUGGAGUUACAUUAGUGUUGAUUUUAGGGUCAAUUUUAAUUUUGACCCUAAAUUAUUUUGUCCAUACACUACCCGCAGAUACAAAAUCAAGUCAGUUUGUCAAACAUCUGGUGGAGUAACAAUUAUCAUUGAUUCAUUAGCUGGUCUAUCACAUGAAUGGGUUACAGCUGGCUUGACAAUAGUGGAAUAGUUGAGGUAUGUGUAAUAAUAGUUGAGGUAUGUGUAUGGUUUGCUCAGUAGGUAGGUACUGUACAUUGGGUUGGAUCUUCUGGGAAUUUCACAUAUCAUUAACAAGUUUCCUGUUGCCUGGGGAGAAUGUGUGGGGGAUUGUUCUCCGUUCGUAGACAGGUGGCUGCCAUCUGCUCUGUGUGUGGGUAUGCAUGGAGAGAUGGGGCCUGGAGGCUUCACACACAUGCAGGAACGCUUGCACCAAGGCAGACACACACACCUUGCAGAUACACACACACACACACCGAAGUACACGCACACAAACACUCUUGCAGUUACACACAUGCACACCAAAGCAGACUCUCUCUCUCUCUUUCUCUCUCACCUCACACAGAUACACACACACACACACAGAGAUGGAGAAACAGACUCACACAUAAACACCUAAGUAUACACAGACACACAUUUCAAGACCUCUGCUUAUGUGCCAAGUCUUCUAUUUCUAGUCUUAUUGACAGAAGAGGCUUCAUCCAGCCAGACACACCCCAGCCUGUGUUACACUCCAACGGGAGCAGCAUGUACACCUCCACCCAGCUUCACACUCACAUGGUAGGUAGUGUGUGUGUGUGUGUGUAGAAUAGGGAGAGGGGGUGUGUUCGGGAGAAUGAGAAAGAGGGCACUUUCUUAAUGCAUUAGAGAUGUUUAGUGUUUCACAGGACUGAGUUGGCACUUCAGUAUUUAUAACCACCGAGAAACACUUUGAAAGUUAUUUCAAAGCGUACUCCCCUUAUGAUGUCCGCAACUCACUCAAGUGCUCUCACUUACAAAUGGCUCUUUGAACCAGCCUGUGUUAUUAUUACGACCAACAGAGAGCAGUCAUCUGUCUCUAUUCAUAUCAUUAUUGGGCUCUGAACCUCUUUCUCCUCUCUCGCACUCUCUCUUUUAUUUUCUCUCUCGCUCUCUCUUUUCUCUCCCUUUUCUCUCUCUCGCUCUCUUUCUUUCCUACUCUCUCUCUCCCUGCUGGUGGCCACAGUGGGCUUUACCCUGUGAUCCAGAGAGCAGUAUUUAAUAGUGAAUGAACACAGCUCAUGUGUUUUGUGUUCAUUGAUUCAUCGGGAUGUAACUUCUCACGUCUCACUCUGAGGCAAUCUUAUCACCCCCUCUGAAUAUAUCCAUGUUUUAAUUCACCAGUCGGUACUCUGCUGAAUACUGAUGUGUAUUUUCCCCCCACAGUCUGUGGAUCCUCUCCCUGCAGUAGUUUCAAAUAGUCAUUUUAUAUCUCAAGCAGAAUAAUCAUAGUCUUCUGGCUGGUUCCAUAUUUGCAUACAGCCUUGUUUGAAGCGGGCAGCUGUGAGAACAAGUAACUUUGGCCAUACGCCCGUGCAGAGAUUAUGAAAAUGUUCCAAAAUAAAAAAGGAAGCAAUUUUGGGCAAUCUCAAAAUGUGUUGAGUAAUUCAAUUGAAUGGAAAUGACAUGGUAAUACCACCUGUUAGAGUUGAAGUAGUGAGUUGAAUGAGGUAUUGAGUUGAUUAUACAUGCUAAUGUAUUCGUAGUAAUGGCAUGUUUUAUGGAAGACUUGUUUUAAUGGGUUCACUAACAUUCUUUUUCUUCCUUUUUUGUCUGUUAACCUUUUUAUUUGUGUGUUUCCCGUCCCUCUAUAAUUUCCUUCCUUUAUUUCCCGUCUCUCUAUAAUUUCCCUCCUUUAUUUCCCGUCCCUCUAUAAUUUCCCUCCUGUAUUCCCUGUCCCUCCUAUGGUAAAACAUAUAAUUCUCCUACUGUUUUUUCCCCUUCUCUUCCUUUCAUCUCCUGUCACUUUCCCUGUCUCCUCAGUGUGACCAAGAGCACUGCAUUCAGAGCACCAAACUCGUUUUGCAGGCUGCCGCCACCCCCCUUCUCCACAGCGACCCUGUCAUGAUGGGCGGAGGGGGACCCCCUCUCCCUGGGAAGAGUUCCCUGGGGGACCCAUGUGCCUCACUGGCCCCUAGCCAGCCUUCCCUGCCCUCCUCCAUGCCCGGCCUGGGCUGUGCGGGGGACAUGUUGAUACUGAGGGACCCGGACACCCACUGCCACCACCAUCACUUUGUCAGCCCUGAGGAGACGCCCUCGCCCGGCCCCAUGCCUCUGACACUGCCCUGCGCCGCCCACAUGACCCACGGGGGACACAUUAACCCUGCCCAGCUCUACGGCCCUGCCAGCCAGGACUCUCUGCAUGAGGACUCUGUCAGGGGCCUGGUCAAACUCAGCUCU